This is a messenger RNA of Colletotrichum truncatum, 1515 nucleotides long. RefSeq names its product KH domain-containing protein. The record is from RefSeq and is a predicted model, not a curated record. Lineage: Eukaryota; Fungi; Ascomycota; Sordariomycetes; Glomerellales; Glomerellaceae. Gene Ontology annotation, cellular component: nucleus; cytoplasm. Gene Ontology annotation, biological process: regulation of gene expression. Gene Ontology annotation, molecular function: mRNA binding.
AUGGCCGAACCAUCUCGCGACAUCUCGUCCAUCCUUGCUGCCCUAGGCGCGGCACAGAGAGGCUCGUCUUCGACACCCACUCAAGCACAACCCGGCAUGCCGCCUGGUUAUCCUCCUCCUCCCGGCGGACAACCCCCCUCCUACCCGCCAAUGCCUCCCCAGAGCGCUCCUCCCUACGGCGGCGCUGGGGGCUAUUCGUUGCCUCAGCCCUCUUCCAGUGGGAGUCUGGACUUGAGCUCGAUACGACCAGUCAACUCGGGCACUGUCAGUAUUGCGGAUGCCAUCGCGCAAGCUAAGGCCUUUGCCGCUGAAAAGGGCGUCACCUCUUACGAUCGUCCCCUGAUUUACUCCAACGAGCCAUCGCGCGGUCAAGACUCGCGAGGGGGCUAUCACCGAAGCUCUCGAUCGCGUUCUCCUCCCAAUCGUCGCGACCAGUUCCGCGACAACUUCAAUCCUUAUAGAGACGAACGCCGCGGCGAUGAUCGCCCUGCGCAACGGGAAUACGGCCGCGAGCGCUCCUACAGCCCGGCCCAACGUGAUCGUGCCUUUUCUCCCCGUAACUCGAACGGUAGAGAGCGAUCACCACUCAGAGGUAGCGGCGGCGGCGGCGGCGGCGACGACAACUCCGAAACCAUUCAAAUCGAGUCCAGCUUGGUUGGCCUCAUUAUUGGUCGACAAGGCGAGAAUCUCCGUAGGAUCGAAUCUGAGUCUAGCUGCCGCGUUCAGUUCCUUCCUUCCACUGACAAUGGUCCCUUCCGCCAGUGCAAAAUCACCGGCCCAAGGGCGCGCCGCGCCGAGGUGAAGACUGCCAUCAAUCGUAUUAUUGAGGACAGCGGCAUGGGUGCCAUCAACCGUGGUGCCGCCAACCCCAAAGCUGCCCCUCGCGACAAUCGCGCUGGUGCUGGUGCUGGUGCUGCCCCAUUGAGGGAUGGCGAGGACUGCAUGCAAAUCAUGGUCCCCGACAGAACUGUAGGUCUCAUCAUCGGCCGCGGUGGCGAGACUAUCCGCGAUCUGCAAGAGAGAUCUGGUUGCCAUAUUAACAUUGUGGGCGAAUCCAAAAGUGUGAACGGACUUCGCCCCGUCAACUUGAUUGGUUCCAGGGAAUCUGCUGCCCAGGCAAAGGACUUGAUCAUGGAGAUUGUUGAUAGCGACAGUCGCAAUGAAGGCCAACCAGCAGCCCCUGCUAAGAAGGCCCCGAGACAGGACGGCCCUCCUCAGAGGGACGCUGGUCCUGCUGGGGGUGGUGACAAGAUUCAUGAUGCCAUUUAUGUUCCUUCUGAGGCCGUUGGUAUGAUCAUUGGCAAGGGAGGCGAAACCAUUCGUGACAUGCAGAACGGCACAGGAUGCAAAAUCAACGUUGCUCAAUCAUCCGGUCCUGGAGAGGUCCAGCGAGAGAUUGCGCUCAUCGGCUCGCGGGACAGCAUUGCCCGUGCUAAGCAAGCCAUCGAAGAGAAGGUUGACGCAGUGGUAAGUCAAGCUCACAGACGGAGGCCCAUGAUCACAUCUAACAUGUAG